Messenger RNA from Microthlaspi erraticum, 615 nucleotides. The record is from the annotation of a GenBank genome assembly. NCBI's taxonomy places the organism in Eukaryota, Viridiplantae, Streptophyta, Magnoliopsida, Brassicales, Brassicaceae.
AUGGAGAAAGAACGGACUCUAGUACGAGAAGAUGGCUCAAAACCCUCACCGUCAAAAUCUUCCGGCAACAUCAAUUCCCACAUGCACUACAACCUUUACUUCAAGGGCUUGAUAAGGGAAGAAACAACAGGUUUAUUGGCAGGGUUUGGCGUUGCGAUAUGCGACGAAGAUGAUAAUCUCUUGUUUCAGACGAAAGGAUCACUUCAUGAAUCUUCCAUUACAGCUUUGGAGGCUGAGCUUACGGCACUGAAGCAAGGACUAACCCAAGCCGUGGGUUUGGGGAUCAAUCAUAUCUUCAUCAACUGUGAUUAUCUACCGGUUUUCAAAUUGGUCAUGGGACGAUCUGCGCCUGAGAAAGUCAGAAUUGCUUUACUUAUGGAUGAUGUGCAACGCAUCAGACAACAACUGAGAUCUAGCAUCGCUGUUCUGAUGACUGAAAAUCAAACAAAGUUUGCUUAUAACCUCGCAAUGGAAACAGUAGUUUCUGAAAUCAGCAUAAGUAUCCCUCCUGCUCAGAAGAGUACUACUUGCUGUAUCUGUUUCGAUGAUGGUUUAGAGGAUGAUCAGAUGUUCUCUGUGCUUUAUGUGGUCAUCAAUUCUGCAUGGAGUGCAUGA